AGGAGGGCUGUCCCCAUCCCAUGGCAGGCUCUGCCCUUUGCUCUACUCUCCGCCCCAGUCCUGUGGCCGUUUCCCAGCGCCGCCCCGGGACUCGCACUGCCUGCAGGAUUCCAUAACCGCACUAGUGGACAGCGGCCUGGGACCUAACCCUCAUAGAGCCCAGCCUGAGCCAGGGACGGUUUGUGAGAAGAAAGAAGAAUUAUGCCAGUUCCGCCUCCUCCACCUGCGCCCCCACCACCUGCAUAUGGGGGUCCUCCACCGCCCCCUCCACCUGCAUUUUCUCAGCAGAACAGAGCUGGACCUUUAAAACCUAAACAGGAAGGUUCGGAGGGCAGAUCAGCAUUAUUGUCAGACAUACACAAAGGGGCUCGUCUGAAGAAAGUCACACAAGUCAAUGAUCGAAGUGCUCCCCAGAUUGAAGAUUCAAAAAAGAACAACAGUUCUGGGAAUGGAAGAGCAGCAAUGGCGCCUCCCUCCGGGGGAUUAUUUGCCGGAGGAUUUCCCGUAUUGAAACCUCCAGGUCAGAGAGAUUCCGCAGGACCCAAACCGGCCAUACAGCUUCCAGGAAUGAAAAACAGUGCAUCAAAGCCCCACGACCAAAUAUCUGCUAACACGAAAAAUGCUCAGAGGUCACCUGAUUUACCAAGACCACCACCUUCUUCUGCACCACCAAGUAUUGCAUUGAGAACCCCGCCACCACGACCAACUGUUUUAGGCACCGUGCCUCCAGCUCCACCGCCAGCUCCACCUCCAGCCCCACCAGCCAGUAGUAAACCACAACUACAGUUGCCAGCUGCUCCUGCUGCCCUUCCCCCUCCAUAUAAAGAAAGGCCUGCAAAAUGUACAGUAAAUCCCAACGCAGCUCCUCCUCCUCCACCACCACUACCACCACCUCUGCAGUCUCAAACUAACAAGUCUCCAAAGUUCCAAAGGCCUCAUUCACAGUCUUUCCCACCACCACCUCCGCCACCUCCUCUUCACCCUCCUCCAGCACCACCCUCUUUAUAUUCUUCCAGGAUAGAAGAGUACUCAAGCCCUUCCCCUCCACCACCUGACCCUUGUGUAUAUUUGGAGGUUCUGCCAUCUGGACAACCAAGCAAAGUUUACGAGGUCCCAGACUCUUUCCCUCCACCACCAGAUGUCCUUGAGUACCCAUCAUAUCCUCCGCCACCACCUCCCCCAUUAUCUCAGUCCGCUAGGCGCAGAUUGUCAGAGCCUUUUCCACCGCCACCACCUUGUGCCGCUGACCAGGGUGUGCCACUGAAACCACCAAAAUCUCCUGCUGUGAAACAUUCUGUGCCUCCUUAUCAUGGUACUGUUCCAAGGAUACACAAACCUCCAGCAUUUCCUGGUGGAAAGCCUCCACCACCACCACCAGCAAGAUCUCCCUUUACAGAACUGUCCAGCAGGCAGCAACCUACUCAGAAUACGUCAAACCGGACUUCAGCUCAGCCAAGUCACCCCCUAGAUGAUUUUGAAUCUAAAUUUACUUUCCAUUCACUGGAUGAAUUGCCGCCUCCAGAAGUAUAUGAACCCUUUGAACGUGUCUAUCCCAGCAAGUGCCCAAAUGUUACUGCACCACCUCCACUUCCACCUCCAGUGAGAUACCAGAUGAGAUGAGCCUUCAAGAACUGAAGCCCAGGAUAAGCAAAUCUUUUAUCUAAUGUGCUUGUUAGUGGCUUUUUUCUAAGUUAUUGUCGUAUUGUCUGAUCACACUAAGCUGUGUUGCCUCUAAAUGUGUGUGUAUAGCAGAAUACGGACAUAUUUAUACUGUCAGGAAAACUCACUUAGUAUGGGUAUUACAGUCAGGAUUCUGAAUCCCAGGAAUGCUAUUAUCGUGGUACAAAUAAUAAUUUGCUGAAGGAGCACUUUUUUCCAUUUAAUUGGAAAUUGUACCCCAAGAAAAAAAACCUCCUAUAUUUGUUAGCUUAGUCUACAAAAAUUGAGUUAUAUUCUCUGUAGCUCUCCAAAUGCCUCUUAUAUUUGCUAGAUUUGUCUACAGAAAUGGAGCACUAUACUCUAUGACCAACCGUCUUAAUUAUUCCAGUCACAGCAUGAACAUACUAACAUUUUGAGAUCAUUGGAGAUGAGUAACGCAAGUCAAGAGAUAAUACACAAAGAAGUAAAUAAUGUGUAGUCUAUGAAUCUAUGUAAUUGGUAGGUGACUUAGCAAAUGGCUUGGGACCCAUAAACUAAACUGAAUAUUUAAAUACCUAUAUAUUUUUUUUUUUUUGGCAUUUAGAGGCCACAAAGAACACUGUCAAGUAUUUGGCUGUGAUUAUUUUACUGAAAUUUUAAAAAAGCAACAACAAAAAAAAAAAGCUGAAAUUUUAUUAAUUAACCUCUGUUCUUAAUACAUCAGUUGUUGCCUCCAUCACAGUAUGAGAAAAGUAGUGGGAAAUACUUGCUGCUGCGUUUUGAAAAAAACAAUUUCAACCACCAAUAAUCUCCUGCUAGAAUGGAGCUCUUUGGAAAAGGGCUGUAAUUAUCUAUUUGUAUGUGUGUGUAUUUUUCAGCACCAAUUGCCUUGUCCUGUUUUGUUAAAUUUGUUGUCACAUGCAGAGAAAUGUGGCCCAUCAGCUGUGUUCUGACUAUAAUUACCAUAAUUCUAUGUCAGAAUGAAGCUGGGGGCAUUAUUGAAAACAGAGUGUAAGAGCUGUAGCCAGGGCUUAGACACUCUCAUAAUAAAUACAUUGAUAAAUAAA
This is a messenger RNA of Pelobates fuscus (common spadefoot toad), 2705 nucleotides long. It is a transcript of the gene WIPF3, whose product is annotated as WAS/WASL interacting protein family member 3. Gene Ontology annotation, molecular function: actin binding. The record is from RefSeq and is a predicted model, not a curated record. The coding region runs from base 202 to 1620 and encodes 472 amino acids. NCBI's taxonomy places the organism in Eukaryota, Metazoa, Chordata, Amphibia, Anura, Pelobatidae. The transcript has 8 exons.